Messenger RNA from Emiliania huxleyi CCMP1516, 764 nucleotides. Its product is annotated as Cob(I)alamin adenosyltransferase. The coding region runs from base 5 to 748 and encodes 247 amino acids. Gene Ontology annotation, molecular function: corrinoid adenosyltransferase activity. The record is from RefSeq and is a predicted model, not a curated record. NCBI's taxonomy places the organism in Eukaryota, Haptophyta, Isochrysidales, Noelaerhabdaceae. The transcript is spliced from 4 exons.
GGGCAUGCGCCCUGCUCUCAGCUCCCUCGCCCGCUCGGGCCAGCGCCUCUCAGCCGCCGCGCCAGCGCUGCGCGGCUUCACACGCACCGGCUUCACCGUCUACACGCGCACCGGGGACAAGGGCAAGUCGUCCCUCUUCAACGGCGAGCGGCGGCGCAAGGACGAUGUGGUCUUUGAUGCGCUCGGCGCGGUCGACGAACUGAGCGCGGCCAUCGGCCUCGCGCGUGCGCACUGCGAGGAGGGUGCGGCGGGAUGCACCAAGGAGGAGGCCGUGGAGGCGAGCGUGGCGCCCGCUCCCGGCCCGGCUGGCCUGCGGUGGCUGCUGCCUCAGCUCGAGGGCGCACAGCGGCUGCUGCUCGACGUGGGCUCUGCGAUUGCGACGCCGCAGACCUCGUCGUCGGAGAAGCACCUGCAGCGCGUCGGGAUCGACGGCGCCGCCGAGGCGAGCGUGCUCGAGGCGCGCAUCGACACGAUGGAUGCGCAGCUUCCUCCCCUCACCGUCUUCAUUCUGCCGGGCGGCGGCGCGCCGGCGGCCGCCCUCCACAUGUCUCGCGCCGUCUGCCGCCGCUCGGAGCGCUGCGUGGUGCCGCUGGUUGAGGCAGGGGAUUGCCCGGCCGAGGUUGGUGUCUACCUCAACCGCCUCUCCGACUACUUCUUCGUAGCCGCGCGGUACGCAGCGGCGAGCGCAGGCCACGCCGAGGAGCGUCGCGGCGACGACAAAGCGGGCCCGGCGACCGGACGGGUAUGACGCCGCGAUCUCGCGU